Molecule: messenger RNA, 21665 nt
Organism: Cherax quadricarinatus
Lineage: Eukaryota; Metazoa; Arthropoda; Malacostraca; Decapoda; Parastacidae
Product: hornerin
Biological process (GO): regulation of telomere maintenance
Cellular component (GO): nucleus
Source: RefSeq, a predicted model, not a curated record
CUUUGUUUCAUAGAUCCAACUUCACUUUAUGCUGCGGACGGCCAUCAUGGUUGGGUUCCUCAAGCAUAUUUGAGCGUAGGAGAAGUUUGAAGGAGCGUGCGUGUAGUGUGAAGAGGGAGAAGAGGCGCGUGAAGCGGCCAGAGUUAGAGAUGUGGUCGAACCAGGCGUGGGCGUCAGGGACGGUGCCAGGGGCACCAACCAGCCAGGAGUCUUUGAGUGUUCUAGAGCAGCAAGCACAGCAGUAUUCAGCAGCAUACCAGCAACAACAUGCGGAACAGUGGCAACAGAGCACUGCUGCUGCUGCUGCUGCUGCUGCCAACCCAUGGAUAUGGGGUCAAACAGGGGUUUAUGGCAUGUAUGGCUUGUAUGGCAACACAUCAGGAGUGGUGCCAAUGAUGUCUGUACCUCCCCCCACCCUUGAUAACUCCCACCAAGAUACAAGUAUUCCACCACCAAACUUACCUUCCAAUAGUUCUGCCAGUGCUGGUGGUCCACAAUCUGGCGGAACAUCUACCACCCCUUCAAGUGCUGCAAAUGCCAGUAGUUCUACAUCUGGUGGAGCCUCCAGUAAUGUGGCUCCCCCAAAUGUCUCCCCCCCUAAAGACCCCCCACCACCAGAUGAACCACCACCACCCCCACCACCUGAGGAAGAGGAGAAGCCAGAAAAGUCUCAGGGUGGUCCUUUAAAAACAGGAGGGGAAGGUUUACUGGGAGCACAUCCUGACUCACUUAAGGAUUCUGCUGAUUCCAAAGGAAAACCACAGGACUCGUCUCAAGACAAAUCAUCUGUGGGACAGAUUCCUGGGUCCCUGAAUGAGUCCCCUGGAAUGAAAGGACAGGAAAAUGACAGAGGUGGCAUGGCACGAGGUGGAGGAAGUGGGGGAGGAUGGAGUGGCCAUGGGGCACCAAAUAGACAGAAUUAUGAUUCGAACCAACCAAUGAAUCGUGAAGGAGACUGGGGUAAUAAUCCCUGGGGCAAAGGUUCGAGUCAGUAUGGGAAUAACCAAGGUUCUCAAAAUUGGACCCCUGGAAGUGGUCAAGGUAGAAGUGGGGCCCCAAGUGAGAGUAAUCAGCCGUGGGGAGACUACUCUGAGCGUGGCAACCGGACAGAUUCUUCAUGGGAUUCUUACAAUCGGGGACAAAAUUCUAAAAACCAGGGCGGUGGUAGCAGUUAUAUGGGGGAUCAUGCUGGAGCUCAAGACAGGGGAGGAUAUCACCCUGGCCCAGACCAGGGACAAGGAAAUUCCUUUGGACAGCAGUCAACACACAGGAACUUUGAUGCCGAAUCCAAGUUUGAUGAAAAGAAUGAUGCUGAAUUGAAGGAGUUUGACAGGCAGUUUGUCAAUUGGGAGAAACAGUUUAAACAGUGGCAAGAAGAGAACAAGACUCACCCUGACAAAAGUGCCCUCAGGAAAUAUGAAGAAGAUUGGUCUAGAUGGCGAAAUGAACUGUUGGCAAAGAGAGAUGACAUUCGUAAGACAAAACUAGAGCAAUUCACUCAAGGACAGAUGGAAACAAAAACUGGUGUAGAUGGUCCAAGUAGUGCCAACAACAGUACAUCUGCUGCUGGCACCACACCUGCAGCACCCAUCACUGCUACAGGUCAACCUCCUGGACUAGAUCCAAAAAAACCUAUGGGACCAAAUGACUGGAAAGAUUUGAAUCAGAGAGAGCCAGGAGAAUGGCAAAGAAAGCCUCAUGGUGAACAAGACAGAGAUUGGCAAGGCAGCAAUUGGCCGUGGUCUCAGGAUCGAGGUGGCAGCGGUGGCGGUGGCCGACCAGACAAUGGACAGAAUAUUGGUAACUUUGAAAAUAUGCCAGAUCAGCGAAGAUUUGAUCAGACCAGAGGACAAGGAUUGAAUCCAGGAAAUGAUCGAGGUGGUUUUGGGAAUGAAUUGGGCCGUGGAGGAUUUGGUAUGGACUCAGGUCGAGGCGGACUUAGCCAAGAAGCAAAUCGAGGAGGAUUUGGACAAGGACAGAAUAGAGGAGGAUUUGGUCAAGAACAGAAUAGAGGAGGAUUUGGACAAGAGCAAGGACGAGGAAGAUUUGGGCAGGAUCCAGGUCGAGGAGGUUUCGAUCAUGGGCAGGGCCUUGGUGGAUUAGGUCAAGACAGAGGAUUUGGAAACCAGGGAUUGGGUCAAGACAGUUUUGGCCAGGGCCCUGACCGUGGUGGAUUCAAUCAAGGACUUGGGCGAGGUGGCUUCAACCAAGAUGACAGAGCAAGUUUAAACCAGGAACGAGGACGUUUCAAUGAUGGACCGGGCCGGACUGAUUUCAACCAGGACAGAGGUGGUUUUAAUCAAGGAGAGAGCCGUGGUGGCCUUGGACAAGGGAGUUUUGGUUUUCACAAUGACAGAAGUUUAAAAUCGGUUGAUCUUGACCUUGGAUUUAAUCAGGACCAACUAGGAUUUGGCCAAGGACUGGGUCGUGGUAGAUUCAGUCAGGAUCGUGGCGGUUUUAACCAAGGAGAAAGCCGCGGAGAUUUCAAACCUGGGCAGGGCCCAUGUGGUUUCAACCAGGAACGAGGAGGCUUAAGUCAAGGAUUAGGUCGUGGUUUUAACCAAGGACAGGACCAAGGAUUGGGUCGUGGUGGGUUUGAUCAAGGAUUGGGUCGUGGUGGCUUUGAUCAAGGAAUGGGUCGUGGUGGUUUUGAUCAAGGAUUAGGACGUGGAUUGAAUCAAGGAUCAGACCAAGGAUUAGGUCGUGGUUUUGGUCAAGGACCUGACCAAGGAUUAGGCCGGGGGGGUUUAAAUCAAGGACCAGACAAAGGAUUAGGUCGAGGUGGCUUCAGUCAAGGACAGGACCAAGGUCGUUUCAAUCAAGGACCUGAUCAGGGUUUAGGCCAUGGUUUCAAUCAAGGAUCAGAUCAAGGAUUAGGUCGGGGUGGCUUCAAUCAAGGACCUGACCAAGGAAUAGGUCGAGGUGGCUUCAAUCAAGGACCUGACCAAGGAAUGGGUCGUGGUGGCUUCAAUCAAGGACCUGACCAAGGAAUGGGUCGUGGUGGCUUCAAUCAAGGACCUGACCAAGGAAUAGGUCGAGGUGGCUUCAAUCAAGGACCUGACCAAGGAAUGGGACGUGGUGGCUUCAGUCAAGGACCUGACCAAGGAAUGGGUCGUGGUGGCUUUAAUCAAGGAGCAGACCAAGGAUUGGGUCGGGGUGGCUUCAAUCAAGGACCAGACCAAGGAUUAGGUAGGGGUGGCUUCAAUCAAGGACAGACUCCUGGAUUAGGUCGUGGUUUCAACAAAGGCCAGGAUCAAGGACUAGGGCGUGGUGGCUUCAAUCAUGGACAAGACCGGGCAGAGUUUGGCUUUGGGACAGAUGCUCGUGGCUUGGAUCAUGGACUAAACAGAGAAGGACUUGGCAGGGGACUAGGUCGAGGAGGAUCUUUACUAGGUGACUACGAUUCAAAGAGUGACAGAGGAGGAUUUGAUCUGGGAAACAGAGGAAGAGGAUUCUUUAAUCAGGACUCAGAGCAUGAACGCAAUGAAGGUUUUCUCAGAGAAGGUGGUAGAGGCGGAUUUUCCUCUGAACGAGGAAGAGGAGGCAUGUCCAGAGAGCCUGACCAGCUGGGCCGUGGUCGUGGAAGAUUCGACUCCCCAGACCAAGGCUUUGCCCCAGGCCAAGGGCGAAAUUUCCCAGCAGUCCGACAAGGCCCAGAAGGAAUUAAUACUGAUAAACAAGGAAAAGGUCUAUUGGAUAGAGUAGAACAUAGUUCAUUUGACAAAGAUGACCGUAUACAGGGAGGAUUUGAUAGAGAUGAUAGAAAUAAAGGCAUUGGAAGGGGAAAUAUAAUUGAUAAGGAGAUCAGAGGAAUGUUGGAUCAAAAGAAUUUGGAUAGAGGUGGUCCUUCUCAGAGGGGUCGAGGGCGAGGUGCUUUUGAUAAUCGAGGUCCUGGUCAAGAAAGAUUUAAUCAAACUGGGAUGGAAGUGGAAAGAGGGAUAAAAGAUCAAGAUGACAGAGUCCCUGGAGGUCUUGACAAAGGUGAAAGGGGUAGAGGCUCUGCUGACCCUGGUAGGCGAGGUCCUGGAGGAGUCGAGUCCAGCAGGUGGGAUAAAGGAGGCUUUAACUCAAGUGGGAGAGGAGGCUCUGGCUCAACAAGAUGGGGUCAAGGAGGCUUCAAUCAAAGUGGUCGAGGCCGAGAAGGCUCUGACUCGAGUGAACAAGAUCGUGGGCGAGGUCAUUCGACCGAAUUUAGUAAACGUGACGGUGAUAACAGUCGAAGUGGAAAUAAUCAAGCUGGAAGAGGCCGAGGUGGAAAUGAUCAAAAUGACAGAGGUCGCAGUGGAAAUGAUCAAGGUGACAGAGGUCGAGGUGAAAGUGGACAAGUUGGCAGAGACCGAGGUGGAAAUGAUCGGAGUGGCAGGGGCCGAGGUAGAAAUGAAGAGACUGGAAGAGGACGGGAUAGAAAUGAAGCUGGUAGAGGUCAAGGUGGAAAUGAUGAAGGAAGCAGAGGAGGAAAUGAAGGUGGCAGAGGUGGUGUUGGAAGUGAUCAGGCUGGCAGAGGCAGGGGUGGCAAUGAUCAAGCUGGUAGAGGCAGAGGUGGAAGUGAUCAAGCUGGUAGAGGAAGGGGUGGAAAUGAUCAAGUAGGUAGGGGCCGAGGUGGAAAAGAUGAACCUGGCAGAGGUGGAAAUGAUCAACCUGACAGAGGGCGAGGUGGAAGUGACCAAGCCGGCAGAGGCCGUGGUGGAAAUGACCCAACAGACAGGAGUCGAGGUGGAAACGAUCAAGCUGGCAGAGGUAGAGGUGGAAGUGAUCAAGCCAGCAAAGGUAGAGGAGGAAACGAACCAGAUGUCAGAGGUCGUAGUGGAAACGAUCAGUCUGGCAGAGGACGAGGUGGGAAUGAUCAAGCCGGCAGAGGUCGAGGUGGGAAUGAUCAGCCUGGCCGAGGCCGAGGAGGACGUGAUGAUUUCAACGACAGAAGGUCAAGAGACUGGCGUGAUGCAGAUAGCAAAGAGUUUGGUGGUCAGCGUGAUGGUAGAGAUUGGAGAGGAAAUAAUGAUAGAUUUUCAAACAAAGAUGAUUUAAGGAGUGGAGGAGGAAGAGGCCGAGGUGGUGAGAGAGGCGGUGGUGGUGGUAACUUUGGUCACUCAGUGGUGGAUCGUGGCAUGGGUCGAGGCCGAGGUGGUGGCCGGGGCUAUGAUAUUUGGGAUAAUUGUGAGAUGGAUAGCAGCAGAGGUGAUGGACCACAGGGUUGGAAUAGAGAUAACAGAAGAGGACAAGAUCGAGGUUUUGAAGUGGGUGCUGGGAGACCCGCUGGGAUUCCUGGACUGGACUUGGCUGAAGAGCUGCCCAAGAAAGAGAAAGAAAAAGAAAAAAAUGAAGCUAAGAAGGAUUCAUCUGCAAAGACUGUGUUCCAUGACCAGGAAGAUGAAAAAAUUGAUGUGAAGCUUGGAGCAGAACCACUGAAAAUUGGGCCAAUUGGUGUACCUCCUCAAAAGCAUGAAAAAUUCACACUCCCAGGAGACUGGUAUGAUGAUGAGGAAGACAGUGAACGGAAAGAAGGCAAUGGUGAAAGCAAAUCUGAAGGAGCUAAACAAACAGAUAGCCCCCAGCAAAAGGAUAAGCCUCCUGUUAACAAAGAAACCCCAAAACCAGGUUUUGGAGGACAGCCAAAUCAAGAUAUGGAUGGCCCUCAAAGGCCAGGCUUAGAAAAUGCACCAAGGCCACAUUUGGGAGGUACUCCAAGGCAAGAAUUGGGUGGUCCACCAUGGCAAGACGUAGGUGGCCCAUCUCGGCAAGAUUUUGGGGGUCCACCUCGUCGAGAUUUGGGUGGCCCACCACGGCAAGAUUUUGGAGGGCCUCCACGGCAAGAUUUUAGUGGUCCGCCACGACAAGAAUUUGGAGGUCUAUCUAGGCAAGAUUUUGGAGGCCCAUCAAGGCAUGGCUUUGGUGGAACAACUAAAUCCGAUUUGGAUGGUCAACCCAGGUCAGAUUUUGAAGGUGCAGCAAGGCGAGGUUUUGGAGAUUCUGAUAGACAAGAUUGUGGAGGAAUGCCAAGAAGGACUUUUGAUGAUCCACAGAGGCCUGAAUUUUGGGAAUUGGAUAGAGGUGACUCCACAUCCCUGGGAAGGGAUGCACAAGGUGGAGCCAGGUGGCAGGAUACUAUAAGAGACAGACAGCUACACUCACAGGAUAGGGACAACUGGGAUGGAAACAGGAGAGACUCAUCUUCAACAUAUGGCUUCUCUGAAUGUUUUUCGGAAGAAAUGUUAAGAUACGAAGAAAAGCGCAGACAUGAAAGAUUUGGCACCGAUUCAAGAUUCCCAGAUAACCGCAGAGGUGAUUACUGGGAUGAUCGCAGAGAUGAUCCACGCUACUCGGGACGACGCAUGGAUGAUCGUUUAGGUGACGAUCGAUUUGAUGAUGAUGCCUAUAUCCGACAACGUUGGGAUUAUUAUGAAGAGAGAGAGAGGGGCAGUUCGUAUAGAUGGAAUGAUAGUUAUUAUGAUGAUGCGUAUGGAAGGGGAUCGAGGGAUCGCUUUGAUAGUGGCUAUGGAAGGGAAACAUUUGAUAGAGAUCCCUAUUAUCAAGAUAAUUAUGGCUCCAGACCAUAUGACAGGAGAGAGAGUGACUAUGCCAUGGACACUCGUGAGCACGAUCGUGAUCGUCACGAGAGAGACAGGAGAGACCACUAUGGCCGAGGGCCAGAAGACCCACACAGACGUGAACUGUUUGAUCAUAAACCACCAGUUGAUCAGCCUGCAGUUGUUGACUAUGCACAUGGUGGAAGUAGUACAGGCAUGAAGCAGCAGCCAAACCCUGGUGGGUCAUUCAACUCUGGAAUGGAUUGGCAAAUGCAGCGUCCAGACGGUCACGACCAGCCGAGUAGGGAACGUAAUCUAAGAGGAGGUAGAGAAGAGAACCGUGGACCUCCUUCAGCAUUUGACCAAAGGCCAGACUGGGCACCAAGAAAUACUGGAAAUGAAGAAAGAGAUCGGUCACCAUUAAGAUCAUCAGCAGUGUCCAGGUUGGCAAUAGGCACAGGCCCUACUAGUGGAACACCUGAGCCUGCUCCCCAACCUGUGCCGUCAGAACCAGAGGUAGUUGGGGAUGUUGUUACCAUUGAUGACCUUGUGUCUACUCCUGGACGUUUUAUGCGCCCUCCAAAAAUUGCCAUUAUCCUUCGUGGACCUCCUGGUUCUGGCAAGACUACCAUGGCUAAGAUGAUCAAGGAUCGAGAGGUGGAGAAUGGAGGAAGCCCCCCACGCAUCCUUAGUCUUGAUGAUUACUUUAUGGUGGAGACUGAGAAGAUGACUCUUGAUAAGGAUACUGGGAGAAGAGUUAAAACAAAGAUUAUGGAGUACGAGUAUGAAGCAGAACUAGAAGACAGUUACCGUGCAUCUCUUGUGAAGUCAUUUAAGAAGCAAGUGGAUGAUGGCUUCUUCCCUUUCAUCAUUGUGGAUUGUGUCAAUAACAAAGUGAAUCAUUUCACCGAGAUUGCUUCCCAUGCUAAAAAGCAAGGUUUUGAGGUGUAUAUUGGAGAGUUAGAGGUGGACCAGACUGUGUGCCUUCACCGCAAUACCCACAAUCAUCCUAAGGAGCACAUAGAGCGUAUUAUAGCAUCCUGGGAGCGUACCCCGGCCAGCUACACCAGAGUUGACUUGACACCAUUGGCCCAGGAUGCUGCUAUUAAUGAGGUGGAAAUGGAGGAUAUUAUGGAAACAACACCAGCAAUUGAAAACAAAGAAGUUGAAGGAGAAGAUGCAGUUGAGGAAGAGAGGGAGACUUUCCUCAAGGUAUGUGACAAAGAUGCUGGCCGCUUCUCAGAUGUAAGUACCAGCGGCAAAACCACUCGGUCCAAUGAUGCAGUCCUGCCACGUGGUAAUUCUUGUGAUGCUGCUAAACAGCAAGGUAAACAAGUCGAUAAGAUUGUAGGUGCAAGUGGCCAAAAUGCAGCUGGCCGGAAUGUUGCCUCUCAAGUUGUAGUUGGCGUGCCUAUGAAAGAUAGCAUUAAAGAUAGAAAGGGUAUAGGCAGCCAAGGCAGUGAUGGCCAAUGUUCUUCCACUAAGAUUCAGCAUGGUGGUAAUCAUGGUGAAGCUGGUCAAGGCGGUACUAAGGGUAAACCUGGCCAAAGUGCAUCAAGCCAAGGCAAUAUUAAUAAUGGAGCAUCCAGUCAAGUUAGUGCUAGUUCAGGUGCCAGGGAUCAAGGGGGUACUAAUCACAGCAAAACUGGUCAAGUUAACACAAGUCAGAGUAAAAUUGGCCAAGGUGGUGACAGUCGUGAUACAGCCAGACAAAGUGGUAACAGUCAUGAUAUGGCCAAACAAGAUAGUGACACUCGUGAUACGUCCAAACAAGGUGGUGACAGUCGUGAUACGGCUAAACAAGGUAGUGACAGUCGUGAUGCUAUCAAACAUGGUGGGGACAGUCGUCAUACUGCCAAACAAGGUGGUGGCAAUCGUGAUAUGGCCAAACAAGGUGGAGACAGUCGUAACACAGCCAGCCAAGGUGGUGACGGUCGUGGUGCAUCCAGCCGAGGUGGUGGCACUCAAGGUGCAGCCAGUAAUGCUGGUGCUGGUCAAGGUACUUCUGGGAUAGGCAAUAUCAAUGCAAAUGCUGCUCAGAGAGCUGGUAAUGAACGAAACUUGGGCAGUGGGAAAGGUGAUUCACAGAAGCCACUUCCCAGCUUAAUGAAAGAUAAUGGAUUAGCUGUCAGGCAUGGUAAUAUAGUGCAAAGAGGACUGAACCUUAGUGACAGUGGUAGGGUAGGCAUGGGUCAUGCAAUUAAUAGACAGGCCACUUUCAGUCAGAUACAAACUAGUGGUAUCAGUUACUCUGGUCAGGAUUAUCUUGGCUGGAUUAGAUCAGCUCAGAGUAUACUUUACCAAGGAUUUCUUGCACAAAAUUAUCAAGGUCGGGGAUUUUUUGGACCAAGGUAGAUUUACAGGCAGUGCAGACUGCAUUAAAAAAAGUUUUAAGUAUUAAACCUUGAGAGAGACAAAAGCAACAUUUAUUAUUAAGCAUCUAAUUGUUAAAUAUUAUUUGUAAACUUUUCUUUUCUUUGUACUUAAAUUUAAAUGAACAUACAUAUGUUAUCAUUAAAUGCAUGUGUAUUGAAGAUGUUUGCCACUGUAAUACUCGAUUCACCUGCAGCAACUUGAAUGAUAUGGUUCACAUACAUUUUUGUUUUGUUUUAUUUGAUUAACCUUGUUCCAUUCCCAGCUGCAGCAUUAAACAUUUUUAGAUGAUAGAAUUAACACAAGGUUUAGGUGUGUUGGGUUAGUGUUGCUUAACAUUGUGAAUGUGUUGUAGUAAGAUGUAAUGAAGCAUGGAUGCUACUUGCGUUAUGUAUUCCUGCAGUUGAGUAGAACUGCACUUGUGGGGGAGAUGUGUAUAUUGCAUAUUCCUUGUGUUCCCUGGCUAUUUUCUAAUUAAAGGUACCUAAGUUUGAGAUGGAUGUUUCGAGAGAAACAUCCAUCUCAAACAUUUGCAUAUUUAUGAACUUUCACUUAGUCAUUUUUCUGUUGAUGACUUCAGAACCAACUGACAUGAUUAAAAUUUGUGUUGUAUUAAAAGUAAAGCCUUCAUCACUCUAAUUAAGGGUUGGGCCUCCCACCUUUUGCUUAGAAAUAUUGUUAUAAUUUCUUUUGUGAAGUUGUAUGUUGGUCUGGAGUUCUCAUAAUUUAUUCAAGGUUUCUCUCUUAAAUUCCUAAUAUUUUAUCAAAAUUAUAUGACAUUGGAAAACCAAAAUCUGCUCUGUAGUUUUCUGUUUUCUUUUGUUCAUGCUUAAUAUUAUAUUUGAUAAGUAUCAAAUACAUGUAUUACCACAUAAGCAGUGGUAAAAUUAAUUUUUUCUACUUAUUUUCAUUCUUGUUUAUUUAAUUCUUGUUUGCAUUGUUAUAUUACAAAGCCUAAACACAGAUUGUAAUGUUUAUAAUUAUAAGUUUUAUCCAGAGCUAAGUAUAACCACUGGCCAGUUGCUCUUUAUUUUGCUUCUUCCGGGAAUAAACAAGAUGUUUCUUGUAAUGCAGCUCAAGAGUGUCAUUUACAUGCCAUUUUGAGGAAUACAACCAUAUUUUGGGGUUGUGGUGUUUUCACAAAUUACGAUUAUAGUCUGAGGUAGUAUUUAUGAGGAAAGUUUUAAUUCGUGUGCUGUGCACUAUUAAUUACUGGUACAUUUUUUAAUUAUUUAAAUGUAAAUCUUGUUCAGGUAAUGUUACCAACACUAGAUUAUUACUGAUAAAGGUAGUUGGUACAAGUGCACUGACAAUACACUUAUUAAAAAUGUUAUGAAAUAUUUUGAGUGAAGGACCCAAUUGCUAUACCAGACAUAAUACACUGAACAUGUAGGAGAGAGAUGUAGAGGAUAAUCAUGCUAGUAGUGUCUCAUCACUAGUACUUAGCUUCUUAACUGGACUAUUCAAUUUAGUAAUCCUCACUGUUAAUGAUAAAUGAUAAUUUAAUCAUGUACUAGAAAAUGUAAACCACCAAGUUUGCAUGCACAGUGUUGUCAGAUAUUUAAACAAAUUACUUUACUAUUAUUUUCAUAGUUUUUUUUUUUACUUAUGGAUCUUAGUUUGCAAAUAAUUCAUCGUGGAUGUCAUAAAAUUGAAGACGGCUAAUGCUUCCAGACUAGAUAGUUGUGUGCCCAGUUAGUGAGGGUGUUUCAGCCUAAGCCACACCACCAAGUAUGUACUAUACUGCUAUAAUUUAUGGAAGAUCUGUCAUCUUUUAUAAAUUGAUCAUUUUUAUACUUUUUUUAAAUUUCACAAGCACUUUAACUAGCUUUGACUUGAAUUGUUAACAACAUUCCUAUUAGCUGAGCUUUUUCUUAACCCCAGAAUAUGCUCCAUCAUUCAUUAGUUUGAUACUAUAGAAAUGAAGCAAAAAAAUAGUGAGACAAGUCAAAAUCACCUACAAAAGCUCUCUAUGUAAUAUGCUUAGAUGUACGUAUUACAUAUAAGUGUCACCCUGCCUCGGUGGGAGAUGGCCGACUUGUUGAAAAAAAAAAAAAUUACAAAUUACUCCAUAUUUAAUAUAGAAUUGGUUCCUCUCUAAAGUUGGUGUGGUCUGGCAAGACUUGGGUAUUAAACUGAAAAUGACAAGGAAACUUUUUUUUUUUUUUUUUUUUUUUUUUUUUUAAUAUAAAUUAAAAUACAGUUCAAGUUUGACAUGCCAUAUUUUAAUGGUUAUUUAAAUGUUUCCAGUGAAACCAGUACAAUAUUGCCAAUGCAUUGAUUAACAGUUUAGCCAGAUUUGAGAACAAAUAUGUUAUAAUAAGGGUAGUCAAAAAACAGCUUGUAUCAAACCCUAGAAUAAUCCAAGAGUCUUAUGAGCUGUAUUAAAGUUUUGUGAAUAAUGGAGAAUGUUUCGAUAAAGAAUUAUCAUCCAUAGCUGUAUAUAUUAUAUUCCUGGGGUGGAUGGUGGUGGACAGGACAACUUUUAAAGUCUUUAUAAAAUAUGGCAAAAGUUCAUGGCAGGAGGUUCCUACAGACCUUGCAAAAUAUUGAAAUGUGUAUCUCAUUGCUAAGGCAGCCUCAUGGGUGGGAGUGCUAAUUUUGACAAAUAAUUUUGAUGUAUUCUCCUCAUAAUGAUACAUAUUUAUGAUGUAGUGUAUGGCCCAUUGCUGAAUGCUCUUAACUUUUUUAUUAUUUAUAGGAGUGAGGUACAGAUUAGCAAGUGUAAGAAAGUAUAGCAAUAUUUCCAGUAGGACUUCAGCAAAAGUAUGUGAUGUCAUUAUAGCUGUGCAAGGUGUUCAUAGAUAGGGCUGCAAAAUGUUGUAAGUGGAGCAAACUGCUCAGUAGUAUUGUUAAAGCCAGUAUUGUGCUUUGGGCUACUUUUAAAAAGAGUUUGGACAAGCAUAUAAGUGGGAGGGCUUGGGUGCUUGUAAGAUCUACCAGGUAUAGGAUAGUAGUCUUGCUGCAGUGUUCUUCUGUAGUGUGGCUGCAAGAGACAGAAAUUAAAUUAAGAGUUGGAGUUUAAAUAAUUGCUAUUGUGAAUGGUGGUAUUUUAUUGGAAAAUUUGCAAGUGUAACCACAGAGGUUGGUAGAGUACUCUGGAAAGCCUAUUAAUAGAAGAGAGUUAAAAGUGAAUGCAGAAAUGAUUAAGGUGAGAUUAAGUAAGAGCAAAGAAAAUAAAACAGAGGUCAAAAUAAAUUGUUUGGGUGUCUCAGUGGUUGGGUCUUUGGUGGAUGAGUUAAAUUAUAGAUUAGAUGCUGGAAUAAACAUUGCUAGAGUAUUAAUUAGGGUUUUUGUAUUGAGGUUUGUCAGUGGAUGAAAAAGAAAGUGAAACUGAUUAUAGAGGGUUUGAAACUUGGCAUGUGAAGCAUUGUCUUUAAAUGUUGCAAUUAGGAUAUUGAAAACAGGAAAUGGCUUGUCAAGAGUUAUAUGGUGUGAAUAUUAUAUAGUGAAUAAGAAUUGAAGAAAUUAGUGUAUUUAUAUGAAAAGCACAAUAUUGUGUGUGCAGGGGUUGAUUGUCAGGUCCUGGUCCUGCCUCUUAACUUGACACUCUGUAGCCUCAUAGGCCCUGUCAUACUUGCACGUGUGUGUGCGUGCGCGUGCGUACUUGCCUUUUUUUUUUCUCUCUCCUGCUCUUAAAACUAUGUAUGGAGUCUACUACUACAAUUUAACAGGGAUCAUUCCACUUUCUAACCACCUUGAGAUCGAAGAAAUACUUCCUGACAUCUCUGUGGCUCACUUGUCUUUAACUUCCAGCUGCGUCCUCAAGUUCCGGCUUUUUGCCUCAAACAGCCUGUCCCUGUCUACCCUAUCAGUUUUCUCUUCUAUCCUGUUGGGUGUAUCCAGUGGAGGCUUGAAAUUAUAGGAUAGUGUGAAAGUGGUGUAUAGAGGAAAGGGCUGAAACAUCAAGUAGGUUUGAUUGUGCAAGAUUAUAAUGAACUAGGUAAGAUUUUAGGUAGGUAGGUAGGUCAACAUUGGACCAUGUUUGUCUUGGAUAAGUGUCUAGAAAAUAUGCGAGGGUAAAUUUAUUUUCAUCUUUGCUUCGUUCUACUUUUUUUUGGGGGGGGGGGAUUUAUACAGCAAUACAUAAACUUUUAGAUACAUAGAAACUUGUUAAGAAUAUUUCAUGCUGUACUUCUCAAAAGUGUAGAAUCCUUUAAUAAAAUAGUUGCAUGCUAGUUCGAAUAUUGCACCUCAGCCUGCUACAUAUUUGUAGUUUCCUACUCUUAUAGGUUUAACGUUAAAAGAUUUUUAAAAAAAAAUUUUAUUCAACCUACUACUAUCUCAACAGUAAGAAAGAAUUGGGUAUCUGUUGUUGACUUGUAUGAUGUAUUUGAUUUACAAGGCAAAAAGAAAAUUAUAUUUUAAAUACUCCUGAUUUUAGCAAGCAAAUUAAGCAAGAAGUGUCAAUUCACACCUUAUCUGCUGGGCAGAUAAGGUGUGAAUUGUUUUUAUUCACUUGGCAGCUUUAGGUCACCUCAGUGAUGUCAUAGAUAUUAAAUUAAUUUUCUUGUGAAUAUUUUGUAAAACUUUAUACACACACACACACACACAAAUGGAAGUGCAAGCAGUAUUGUUUUGUACUUAGCAAAAUAAAAGUGUCUGUCUAUCUUUAUAUUUUUAUGCCUUGUUCUCUUGUUAAAUAAGGUCCUCAUUCUUGAGGUGAUAACUACAUUUGAAUUAAUUCUCCAAAUAUUGAAAGAGCAGGUGGGAACAAUGUUGAUGAAAUAUAGUCUGGUUUGGUUAUCAUAAGUACUGUAUGAAGGAUUUGAUACUACAAGGCAAUAGUAGAUAAAAAAAAAAGCUGGAUUACUUAAAGAUUUGAUACUACAAGGCAAUAGUAGAUAAAAAAAAAAUGGAUUACCUAAAGAUAACAUGUAUACAGUAUAAUGUAGAACAAAAAAAGGUAUAUUAAAAGGCAGAACAUGGAAGAAAAUUAAGAGGUACAGUUACAGGUAAUAUUUCACAACUAUCCAACAAAUCAAAAAUACAUCUGUUUUGGAUAGGUUGUGUAUUGUUUCAGUCAGUGUUGUGACUUAGUCUUGGUGGGUAUAUGUUUGCUGAUAUGGUACUGUGGCAUUAGAAAAAUUGAAACAAACUAAGGAGUGGCACGACUAUAUGAGAAAUGCAAAAAAAAUAUAAGUAGACGGGGUUCCUACCCUUCUGUGAGUGACAAUGACAGCCAGUAUAUGGCUCUGUCACCAAAAGUUUGGGUGUUUGAAAUGGAUGUGCCAAAUAUACUAGCUUGCAGUAUUUAAUGAUUUAAACAGAAAUAUUUUGGUAGGAUUUGUAUCCAGUACCAAAAAAUUUAUUUAACAUUAGUAAUCUUAAGGCUGCUUGCCAACUUGCCAUUCAUCAUGUCCAAAACCAUUAAAGUACAUCAGAUUUUAUAUAAAUCAAAAGAGAACAAUGGUGGUGUAAUUGAUCUUAUAUCACCCAGAUCAACUUGAAUGUAAAUAAAACAGAAAUACACCUAGUAUUGUUGCAAUUCUAUGGGCAAAGAACCAUUUUGCUAGUUAAUAACAGCAUAUUUAGUAUGAUUUGGCAUCUGAAUGUUGCUUGUUUAUAUAAAGUUGAUUGACACGGGAGGUUGUGGUUGGUUGCCAAAUAAUACUGCUUUCUGUUUUUCUGAACAGUUGUGAAAUGUGUGUACAAAUUCAAAUGGAACUGUUAAUGGUUUAUAUGGAAAAAAAAAAAUUUUUUGGCAGUUAACUGAAGAGGUCCCAUCUACCUUCAAAAAAGCAGGGAGGGGAUGGGAAGAAAGAACUAUAAACUUUGCUUUUGAAGCUCAACUUUCUACUUAGAAAAUGUACAUCUUCAGAUGUUGAAUUAAUGAACAUACAGGGUUUAAUUUAAAAGUAUUAACUAAAUUAGAUUUUUUAUUUAUCAGAAGAUCUCUUUAUCAAUAGUGGUUUUGACAAAGUAAGUUUGUAUAACUUUUUUUUCGUCUCCCCUUCCCCUUUUCAUUGAUGUUAUACUAUGUUUUAAUACCCAUCUUCGUGUACAUAUACACAAGCUUGGAGUAGUUAGUGGCUAUUACCAUUUAAACCUUCAUAGCGGAGUGAUUCAUUGCAAAGAUUAUUACAUUUUUUUCAUGAUUGCUGUACCUGUGCUGUUCUUCAUAUUGGCCUUUAUUCAUUUUCAUUCGUAGACCUGUGACUUUAUCAGUGCUCUGCAUGAAAUUACCUUUCCUACACUUGAAGCCUUAUAAUACUAUAAAAAAUUUAGCUUUUAACAUUUUCUGAGCCAUGUUAGCUCUGCUCUUUCCUACUUUGGUCAUUUAUGCUUUCCCCUUCACUUCUCUCCUAAUCCUUACAUUUUAAGUUCUUUGCCUAAAGCUUUUAACCAUUUUCAGUGAUUAUGCAGUAUUAGUAGUCCAAGACACAUUGCAUAUCUAUUGUUCUUGACAUGAAAUAGCCAUGUGGCCCUUCGGUAAUGUUCAUGGUUUUUCAUAUUUUAUUUUUUAAUCAAACCUUUUUGCUGUUGUAAGAAUCGGCGUCUGUAUUGUAAUAUCUUGACACCAAGGCAGGGGUUUGAAUCCACAUCUACAUUAGUAGCAGUUGAGACAAAUUUAGCAGUUGUUCAUAACUAGUCUUUUAUCAGUUAAAUCUUUAAUGUUCAUUAUGUGCAUAGUUAAUUACCAUCUGUUCUAAUAUUAGCUUUAAAAUUUAGCAUUCAGUAACUUUAUAUACAAAACACUUAUAAUGUAGAGCUCUUGCACGUUGUACAGUGCUCUGUUUACCAGUUCCCGUUUGUUAGUCCCAUCUCAUUGAACAAUUUGCUAUUUUAAUCGUAACGCUUUACUGAGUAUAGUAGAUUUCCAGAUAUUUAAAUUCACUCACUAUAUCCAUCUCUUUGAUCUAUAAAAUAUGGUCAGUAUUAACUUUACACACAGACUUCUCUUUUCAUAAUGGCUAUCUUUGAUUUACAGACUUAACAAAGAUCCCGUGCAAAGAGCAGUUAGGAAAACUUGUAGCUUAAGUCACAUGACUUAAGAAUGUACUUUAUCAGUACAUCUAAUGCUUGUUAUUAUGAAAGCUGCACUUGUUAUUUUGGAAAGAAGAAAUUGGUACAGUAGUCUUAAAUUUGAAAUCAUUCAAGAAUUGUAAUAUUCUUGCACGUAUUAAUGUGUUCUUUUCCCUUGACGAUGACUGUGUUUGUGAUGGUUUUGCACGUCUUUAAUGUUCUCUGUGUCUUUGUGAUAUUCUUCUUUCUUUUCUAAAGGCAUUAUAAAAAAUUAGAAAUGUUGAUGAAAAUGCUAAAAGAUAGCCAGCGAUCACUUGGGAAAAUGCAUUAAUAAGAUUAGGUGUCUUGCUACAUAAAAAAUGACACUGAAAAAUGUGAGAUCACGUUCGUACUAUGUUCAUUAUAAGUAAUUGGAAUUUACUGUAGUAUGUUGCUAUCAUAUAUUGAUGAAAUAUUAUAAAAUAAAUAAUUAGUCUAUUCUUCGGUUUUAUUAAUCAGACCAACUUAUGCAAGCAUUCCAUAUAAAAGUACCUGUGGCUUGCUAUAUGGAAAUGCAAUAUGACUGAUGCUGACUUUUUUUUUUCACGUGACAACGUUAGUUUCACUGGAAAAUGUGGAAGCAUAGUUGAGAGUAGUCGUUGGAUGGCCUAGUAUUUUAUUGCAAUUUUGCAAUAGUAAGUUUCUUAUCUUGCCCUACAUGAAUGAACUAUGCUUCCACAUUUAGGACUGUGGUGUUUGAAAAUUUUCAGAUACACUAAAUACUUUUAUUUAUCAUCUACAGUGGUACCCUGAGUUUCUGCCAUAAUUCAUUCCAGAAGGCUGUUCAAGUGCCGUUACCGAACAAAUUUGUUCCCAAAAGGAAUAAUGUAACUUAGAUUAGUCCGUUUCAGACUCUCAAAAAUACACUUACAAAAGCACUUACAAUAAUACACUUACAUAAUUGUUCAAGUUGGGAGGUGUACGAAACUUGGGUACCACUGUAUUUUGGAUAACCAUGUUGUCUUCUGCACAGUGAUACUGUCUUUAAAGGCCAUAGCAAUCUGCAGCUAUGGUCAUGAGCGUUUUAUCUAAUAAUUCUGAUGUGGAUCAAAUUCAUGAAGUUUACACGUUUAUGAAAAUAAAAUAUUUUUCUGAAGCAUUGGCAGUAAUUGAAAGAUAAAGCAGCUAGAUUUGAUUACACAAACUUGGUGGUGAGAAGUUUGCCAAAAAAAAGAGUGGCUGGGGUCCCAGCAAACACAACUUGAGAAGCCAUCAUAAUACAUUGGUAGAUCCUCGAGUUAAUAUGUACUUGGCUUUAGGUUUGAAUCCUGCACAUUAAUUGAAAAAGUUAAAAUUGAUAACAAAGAUUAUGUUGGCACACAAGUAAAUACACUUGCUUUUGUCAUGGAUUUUAGCUCUCCGUGCAGUGAGUUCAGUACAUUUGUAUUUGCAUAUGUAAAUAUUUGAUUUUCAUAUGUAAAUACAGAAUAGUAAUUUCAUGUGGACAGUAUGAAAUGGUGGAUUUUUUUUUUUUUUUUUUUCCAAGAAGUAUGACAAGUCCAUAAAGUACUGUAAAUCCCCUAAAUUCACAAAAGCUACAGGUCUUGUGAAGUUAGAAUUCACCAAAUUCUGUCUUUAUAAUAAAUUUUGUUUCAGAUUUGGGCUUUUGUAAACUGUUUAAACAGGUCAUAAUGCUUUCAGUAUUGCUAAUGUAGUUAAUAUUGAAAUGCAUCAGAAAGAGGUUUUGGUAUGGAAAAUCCAUCGAGAAUAUGCUGAAUGGAACUCUAAAGUUAAGUUUCCAAUUUAGGGGUCAUGUACCAAGUAAAAAAAAAAAUGGGCACAGGUAAUUGAAACUAUUUACCUGAGGAACUUCAGCAUAAAGAUUAAUUUUUCAAGCACUCUAACUUGGACCUUUGCACAUUUGGAAACAACUGCUUUUAAACAUUUUAUGUUGAUUCUUCUGUUAUUUAGGAUUUAACCCCUUGACUGUCGCAACCCCCAAUCCUGAGGUGUCUCCUGGUAUCGCAAAAUUUAAAAAAAAAAAUUAUUUUUUCUUAUGAAAUGAUAGAGAAUCUUUUCCCGAUUGUAAUGACACCAAAAAAAAAAAAACGAAAUUUGAUGGAAAACUGACGGAAUUAUGCUCUCGCGAAGUUAGCGACCUCGGCACUGUUUACAAAUCGGCGAUUUCUCCCACUUUGAGCCCUAUUUUCGGCUAAUUCCAUUGUUCCAGUCGCCCAAACUCAUAGCUAUUUCUUUAGAACUCCAUUUUUUCUAUCGAUUGAGUACAAGAAACUGCCCAUUUACUGAUUUCAACUACCUAAUAAUGUGGUCAGAAAUUUGCAAGUUGGCCAAAUGCACGAAAACUAAAAAAAUAUGACAAUUUCAAAAUAAGGUCCAGAAUGAACAAUGCAGACAUUCCUGGCUCUAAAAUAACAUUUUCUUUGCUCGUCAGUCAUGUCUCCAGGCCCCUCUGAUAUUACUCUUGCUUUCUAUUUUGAAUUUUUAUUCAAACAAAAAAUAGAAGACUUAUUAUUAUGCAGACUACUGCAAUACUGUAAUAAUUGUAUAAAUAACAUCAACCCAUUCAUGACUGCAUAUUAGAAUGGCUAGUUGGACAUUUAUUGGACAAUGGCAUCAUUUGUUUACUUUUGAACAUUGGCAAAAAUCAAACAUUUCCCCUACUUUGAGCUCCAUUUCUAGGUUCUUUUUAUAGUAAAAUCAAUCAAAAUCACCUUUAUUUCUAUAAUAUGUUUUCCAUUCUAUCAAAUGAGACCAAGAAAACGAGAAUACAACCAUAAAUGCUAUAUGAAAAUAGACCACAAAGUCGGCAUUUUAAUUAAAAAAAAAACGGUCUGUUUUUUUUUUUUUCUCAUUAUGCACUGCGUGCUCCAGGAAUUUUUUUAUAUGGUGCACACUGGCCACACACACCCAUUCUCUCACAUGUGGGCCUACCAGCUUUCUCCUGCCUGAUUUGAAGCCGCUAGAAUUUGAGUAUACGUCAAACACAGUACCUCGUAAGACGUAUAUAUACGGCCGCGACAGUCAAAGGGUUAAAAAAAAAAAAAGCACAUGGAGAAGUUGAAAUUUUAUUUUACGAAAUGAAGGAAAGUGUGAUUUUAGGAAGAGGAACCCUAACCAGUAAUUUUUCUUAAGCUCAUUCACUGAUAGAUGCAGUAUUCGGACUUAUCCCAAGUCUUGGAUCAUAUAAAAAUAUUAAAAACAAUACUUUUAUUAAAUUUAAAUCUAUAUGCUUGCCCAGGGAAAGAAGGUAGUGGUAAUAUUUUUUUUAAUAUUCUUAAAAUUUGUAGUGGAUUAUGAAACAUUUUAUAUUUUUUAUCCAUUAUUUUCUAUUUUUGUUUAUUAAUGUUUUAUUUUUUAAUAAUUGAGAGAAGUGUGUGGUGUGAGUGUCAUGGAGAGAAUUUGGAGUGUAGAAACUAAAACAUGAUGUGAGGUGACCAAGGGUACAAGUCAAAAGGGUGGUUUGGGCAUGUGGAGAGGAUGGAGAGGGAUAGGUUGACCAUGAGUGUAUAAAUCUAGGAUGCAAGGUAAGAGCAGCUGGGGCCCUAGGAAUGGUUAAAAGCAAGGGGUACAAAAAGCCAUUUUAGGAGCUUGAUUUGAGCAGGUUUGGUAGGAGUGCAUUAAGACAAGUGGUUUUUUAAUGGAUGUUCCGUUGGGGUGAGAGCAGUGUAACUUUUAUGAAGGAAUUUAGGGAAGCUGAUUAGCCGGACUUGAGUCCUGGUGGUGGGAAAGGUGCUUUGAAGGAGGGAUGGGUAUGUUGCAGUUGGAGGGUAGUUUGACUGUGAUACCAGCAAACUUUUGGAAGGACAGCAAUUGAGUGAAAAUCAUUGACUGGGUUUUCUUUUGGAUUAUCCUGCCUUGGCAGAAGGAGCAGUUGAAUUAAAACAAAGAGAGUGAGUUUGACACUGUUCUUCUCAUUUUGUUAUAAUAUUAGAAACUGUUUAUACAAGUUUUUACAUUAUAGAAAAUAGAAAGACUGUCUAAGAAAAGCUUAUACGUGAGUGUGUGGUUGUGUAGGUAAGGCUUUUAUAGUACAAUUUAGUAGAAAAGAGAUGAGAAAUUGUAAAACUUAUUAGCACUAUCAUGUGAGAAGGUAAGAGAAUUGCAAAGCUUUUUACAAGGUAAAGUUAAGUUGAUGGAGCACCAUUAAUUAUAGAACAUCACAAUGUAACUUUUUUACUUUUAUCUCUGUAAAAUCAAACUACAAAGUAGUUGCUGUGGCAAAAAAAUUUCUGCACUCUGUGGAAUGUGGAAAUUUGUAGAGUAUCUGCUAGUGUUUUUACUUCCUGGAUUUGGACAGUAUAACAUAAUUACCAUUUCUGGGUUUACACAGUAGCUGCCUGGUCAAGAAUUAUUGUAUACAGUUAAAGAUCUACAUAUUAAUUAAUUAUUUAUGUAAAAUAAUAUUCAAUAUUGAACUUAUGUUUUUAGUAUUUCUUAUUUUGAAAGAUGCUAAGUGCCUGUAGUAAUCUUUCUGUUCUUAACUGUUGAGUCAGACUUUGGUUUAAUGGGUAACCAUUGUAGUUACAGCACAUUCUUAAGUCAAAAAUAAGGACAUCUUGACACUGUGGAAGCUUCUACCCGAUUUGCAGCAUUGAAUUGAUAAAAGCUAGACAGUGAAAAAAAAGUGCAUAAAUGUGUGUGCACAUUUGUGUGUAUAUCUUGUACUCUAUAUAGUUUACUAAAUGUUCAGAUUCAUGGGACAUGUGUUCUUAGAGGUCCCAGCAAAUUCAGGAACUGUGAUUGCCAUUAAACACUAAUGUAUAAUUAUUUGAAAUUUGGGCUAAUGUUUUUCCAAGGUCAGCUCCUUACAUAUUGUGUUAACCACAUUAAUAUUGAUUUGUAUGAGAAAGAAUACCAAUUGAGAAGAGAGAUUUGGGUGUAGGAGUUGCAGGGAGCACAUUUUUAAGAAGAUCCUGUGGUUGAUUUUCAGUUAAAAGGUUGCACACAAAGCAAUAACAAAAUGGCAACUUGAGAAACACGGUGAACAAUACUGAAAAUUAUUUACAGGAGGCCCUUUAGUCAAACUUAAUUGUUGAAUCCAGGCUACCACAAAUUUGGAAGGCUGACUGUGUAGUGUAAUGUUACUAGUGAUAACCUGUUUCUGAUAACCAAAUAGGUAAUCACUUUUGUUUUUAUAUAGUAGUAUACAUGAUGGCACAUUUGCUUUUAGUGAAGUCACCUGUAUGUCAUUCCUGUUUAAGACAUUGCAUGUUGGUACACUGGUGUCCAAUUACUGUAUUGUUUACAAUAUCCUGGUGUUGAUACUUCACCCCAUUUUUGGUUUGCUUUCAGAGGUAUUGAAAAAGUACUGGAAAAAGAUUCAAGAAAAUAAUUAACUCCCAUAAACAGAAUUUUUUUUUUUAUGUAGUUUGCCUUUAAGGGCUUUCUCACUUAAGCCUAGCAUUUUUAGCACCAUUCUUGCAUGUGUGUAAAUUCCAAAUGCAUGCAUCAGGAUAAAUGAUAAUGAGCUUAAUAGAAGAUUCACAGUUGAUUUUCACAUACUCAAGGACAAGUACCAGAAAUGGAGAAUAUAAAUUGCUAUUGAAUUUAGAUGAUUAUUGGGGCAUUACACAUCUAAGACAUUGCUACUGUACCUGGUGAAGUAUCACCAUAGAUACUAAAAGAAUCUUGAAUAAUGUGCAACCUCUUGUAGAUCUUCAGGAAAUAAUUGAGAAGAGAUGUCUUGCCAGGAAAUUAGGUGGCAGUAAAUGCAAUGUUGGUACUGUACUUAAAAAAAAAAAAAAUAAGACAUUAAUACAAACCAUUCAAGAUGUAUAAAAAAUUGAGGUUCAGAAGCCCCCA